Messenger RNA from Microcebus murinus (gray mouse lemur), 835 nucleotides. The record is from RefSeq and is a predicted model, not a curated record. NCBI's taxonomy places the organism in Eukaryota, Metazoa, Chordata, Mammalia, Primates, Cheirogaleidae.
UUCGCGCCGCCCCCUGACCCGCCGCCCUGGCCAUUGUUUUCUGUUCGCCCGGGUCGCGGGUGGGAGGCGAGGAACGCGGGGCCCUGGUGCCUGGCUGCCCUCCAGGCCUUUGACCCUGGGGACACCCGGGCGGCCGCGCCUCCGGGGCGGGACGAGAGGACCGGCGGCCGUGGCCAUGGGCUCGCGCGGCUCCCGCGCCGCGGUCAUCCCCGACGUGGACAGCAUCCGGCGGGAGACGGGCUUCUCGCAGGCCUGUCUGCUCCGCCUGUACCACCGGUUCCGGGCACUGGACAGGAACAAGAAGGGCUACCUGAGCCGCAUGGAUCUCCAGCAGAUUGGGGCGCUGGCCGUGAACCCCCUGGGAGACCGCAUUAUAGACAGCUUCUUCCCGGACGGGAGUCUGCGAGUGGAUUUCUCAGGCUUUGUCAGGGUCCUGGCUCAUUUUCGACCUAUAGAAGAGGAGGACACAGGGAUGCGAGACCCCAAGCAACCUGAACCCCUCAACAGCAGAAUGAACAAACUUCGCUGGAGCCCGUCGGUGCCUCUCCCUGCUCUUCCCUCCGGCCGGGCCGCGGGAUUGGACAACGCCCAGCUCCCCUUCCCAUCCGCCACGCCCUUCCCAGCAGGACCUGGACUGCGUGCACAGACGCGGUCGCCUCCUCCGGGCCACACUGAGCCUCGACCCGGCCUGGGGGCGCGGGCCCGGAGGACUGGUCGGUGCGCGUCUGGGCGGCGACCGGAGAUCGCGGCCCGGGAGCGCGGGCAGGCGGGCCGGCCGGGCGGCCGGGCGGCGGUCUCUCCGGCCUCUCCCGCGCCGCCCAGGCUCUCCGGGUGA